AAAAGAGAGGUAAAGAAGAAAGGAAAACUUUACCAAACAGAAGAAAGUGCAAGCUGGAUUAUAUUCCACUGGAUUCUGCUCCCACUUCCUCAACUAUGAUUUGAAAUCACACUCACAAGCCAAACAAGUAACAAUAUAUCCCAAGGUCCUGUUUGGUAAAGGUUGCAUUUUUCAGGUACACCAAGAUUGGGGCUUUAAUAUUUGCCUUGUGGGUGUGUGAAAAAAUUGGAUCUUGAUCCUUAGGGUUGUCUUUGUUAGUGAAUUCUUGCAAUUUAGGGUCGUUUUUCGUUUUCUCUUUUUGCUCAUUUUUCCUCUCAAGGGUAAAAUAGAACUAGCUAGAGACAGUAUAGACACCAUCUGGCUACUGUGGAGAUCUGGGAGUUGCUUCAUCUGUUAUGUCCCAUGAGGAACUUCUUCCCUUCAGAUUCCUGCAGAGAUUCUCAGCUAAAAGCCAUCAAUCCACAAUCAUGGCUCCAAGUUGAGAGGGGCAAACUUCCGAAAUUCUCCUCCCGUUCUUCUUACUCUUCAAUAGACUCAUUAAUCAAGGUUCCUCAACCUCCUAUUUUACCACACUUCAAACCUGUUGACUAUGUAGAGGUUUUAUCCCAAAUUCAUGAAGAACUCGAGACGUGCCCUCCAACCAAACGGUCAUAUCUCUAUCUGCUUCAGUUUCAGGUCUUUAAGGGUCUUGGGGAAGUCAAAUUGAUGCAGAGAAGCCUCCGUGCUGCUUUCUUGAAAGCCGAAACUGUAUAUGAUAAGCUAAUCUUUGGGGCUUGGUUGAAGUAUGAAAAGCAAGCCGAAGAUUUUGUUUUGGACUUGCUUGAAUCUUGUGGUAAAUGUGCAAAGGAGUUGUUCGGGGUUAUAGAUAUAGCUUCUGAGAUAGCACCUGUAUAUAUAGCUUCUUCCUAUGUAGAUUCUACUUUUUCUAGAACUGUUACAUUUCAAAUCGGGCGUGAAAAAAUAGUAUGUGACAGGAAAAAGAUUGCUACCCUUUCAUCCCCUUUCCAAGCCAUGCUUAAUGGUUGUUUUAAAGAAUCCUUUUGUGAUGAAAUAGAUUUGUCAGAAAAUGACAUUUCUGCAAUGGGAUUCAGGCUGAUAAGUAAAUUUACCAUAAAGGGCACACUGGACGAAGGAGUGUCAUCUGACCUUUUGUUAGAAAUUUUGGUGUUUUCCAACAAGUUCUGUUGUGAAACUCUCAAGGAUGCGUGUGAUAGGAGACUGUCUUCUCUGGUAUCUUCUACAAUGGACGCUGUUGAUCUAAUUGAAUGUGCCCUUCAGGAGGAUGCCCCUGUCCUUGCCGCCUCGUGCUUGCAGGCCAUCCUGCGAGACCUUCCCCGCUCUUUGAACGAUAGUCGGGUGGUUGAACUGCUAAGCAAUGUUAAAAGUCAACAAAGGUCAACUUUGGUCGGUGAGUCCGCCUUUUCCCUUUACUGUUUUCUAAGUGAAGUGGCAAUGAGUACUGACCAAUUGGAAAUGGGUGCCUAUUUCUUGGAACGGAUGGUCGAUUCCUCAGAAAACAACCAACAGAAGAUGGUGGCUUGUCAUCAAUUGGGAUGUGUUAAAUUCCUUAGAAAAGAGUAUGAUGAUGCUGAGGUUCACUUCCAGGCCGCGUUUGACGCGGGGCAUACUUACUCCAUUGUUGGUUUGGCUAGAGUAAUGAGUCACAUCAAGGGUCAUAAAAGAUUGGCAUUUGAGAAAUUAAGUUCUAUAAUUUCUUCCAUGAAUGCCCUUGGAUGGAUGUACCAAGAGAGGUCAUUGCAUUGCGAAGGAGACACGAGCUGGGAUGAUUUGGAGAGAGCGACUGAAUUGGACCCCACGCUGACUUACCCGUACAUGUCCCGAGCAGCUUCGUUCAUGAGAAGAAAAAAUUCCCAGAGUGCCCUUGCAGAAAUUAACCGGAUUCUCGGAUUCAAACAAGCUUUGGAGUGUUUAGAGCUCCGGUUUUGUUUCUACCUCGCCAUAGAAGACUACCAAUCAGCCAUGUGUGAUGUUCAAGCAAUCCUCACUCUAUGUCCGGAGUAUAGGAUGUUUGAUGGGCGGGUCCCGGCAUUGCAACUCCGUACACUCGUGAGGGAGCAUGUUGAGAACUGGACAGAAGCUGACUGUUGGAUGCAAUUGUAUGAACGAUGGUCGUCUGUCGAUGAUAUUGGGUCCCUUUCGGUAAUAUAUCAGAUGCUCGAGUCAGAUUCGCCAAAAGGUGUUCUCUACUUCAGACAAUCUCUUCUCUUACUCAGAUUAAAUUGCCCAGAAGCAGCCAUGAGAAGUUUAGAGCUGGCUCGCCAGCAUGCAUCUAGUGAACAUGAACGCCUGGUUUAUGAGGGGUGGAUCUUAUAUGAUUCUGGUCAUUGUGAAGAAGGCCUAAGAAAGGCAGAUGAAUCUAUACGCAUCAAGAGAUCUUUUGAAGCAUUUUUCUUGAAAGCCUAUGCAUUGGCUGAUUCCUGUCUUGAUCCGUCUUGUUCAUCAACUGUCAUAUCACUGCUUGAAGAAGCUUUGAGGUGCCCUUCAGAUAGGCUUCGCAAAGGUCAGGCACUAAACAAUCUUGGUAGUGUCUAUGUUGAUUGUGAGAAUCUAGAGGCUGCAGCUGAUUGCUAUAUGAAUGCCCUUGAAAUUCGACACACCCGGGCCCACCAAGGUCUUGCUCGGGUCCACUUCUUGAAAAAUGACAAGACUGCUGCAUACAAUGAGAUGACCAAACUGAUUGAGAAUGCUAAGAGUAAUGCAUCUGCCUACGAGAAGAGGUCGGAGUACUGUGAAAGAGAGCUCACAAAGGCAGAUCUUGAGAUGGUCACUCGUUUGGAUCCUCUACGGGUUUACCCAUACAGAUACCGGGCUGCAGUGUUGAUGGACAACCGAAAGGAGAAGGAAGCAAUUAGUGAACUGACAAGGGCGAUUGCUUUCAAAGCGGAUCUCCACCUUUUACACCUCAGAGCCGCAUUCCACGAGCACAUUGGUGACGUUACAGGUGCACUACGAGACUGUCGGGCGGCUCUCUCGGUUGACCCAAAUCAUCAAGAAAUGCUGGAACUUCAUAGCCGUGUAAACACUCAGGAACCUUGAAGGAAGAAAACGUCCACCCCGUCAAGUUGGGGGAGGAUGGAUGAGCAGUAGAUUCUUUGUUGAAUUAUCUCCGUUUCAAUAACAAAAUUUUGUUCUGUUGUAAUGUAGGAGUAUCAUGCUUUCCCCCUUUUGGGUUUCUUUUUGUGAAUAUGAGUUCUAGAUUAAUGCAACACCAAUUUUUAUAAGGCAUCAUCAAUAUUGUGAAGAGCCAUAUUUUCCUUUACUUGUUUAUUCUCAUGGUCCACUUCAC
Molecule: messenger RNA, 3307 nt
Organism: Cuscuta europaea
Lineage: Eukaryota; Viridiplantae; Streptophyta; Magnoliopsida; Solanales; Convolvulaceae
Source: the annotation of a GenBank genome assembly